Messenger RNA from Prionailurus viverrinus (fishing cat), 903 nucleotides. Its product is annotated as proline-rich receptor-like protein kinase PERK2. Bases 132 to 572 code for a protein of 146 amino acids. The transcript has 2 exons. Lineage: Eukaryota; Metazoa; Chordata; Mammalia; Carnivora; Felidae. The record is from RefSeq and is a predicted model, not a curated record.
UUGCUUGACCCUCACUUCAGCUGAGACCAGAUGAGGAGGAUAAGGCCAACGAGGACAGCACGCUCGGGAGGUGAACUCACAGGCCCACAAGGCCCUGCAGCUGGCAGGGGGCCAAGGUUCUCCGACCAGGCAUGAAGCCCGAAGAACGAGCCAGCCAAGGGCUUGGCAUGAAGGCACUUUGGGAGGCCUACCUGUCAGCCGUACCCCAGGCUUACCCAUUCCAUCCUCUGCCCAAAAGCCAAGCAGUCCUCUUCGAUCCUAACUUUUCCAACCCACGGCAAGUCCCGUCCACCUUACCUCCAGCCACUUGGCCGCCGCCACCCACGCCCAAGCUGCUCGCCUCUCGCUUGGACAGCCACCCUGCCUCGCUGGGGUCACCUCCUGACCCCUCAGCCUUGGCCUCUAAAAUCCGUUCUCCACUCAUCGGCACGACGGUGCCACACCAUCUUUCUGAGGCCCCACCCACACCCCACCCGCCUUCUUGGCCUCCACCAGAUCCUGUCAGCUAUUCAAGCUUUUUAAAGAAACUGAGCACAGCAGCUUUGGCAUCAGGCUAUGAAGAGAUGAACUGAACAGGAGGAGAGCUCAGAGGCACAACCAUGCAUGAAGGAGAACGUGUGCUUGUGACGGAGAGACACCACCAACGGGUGGGGAAAAGACUCAUACGUGGUGUUGAGACAGUUGUGAUCCAUAUGGAAAAAAAGUAAAAUUAGAUCCCCACCUCAAGCCACACACACACUCCAGGUGGAUUCAAGGCCUACCUGUGAGUGACAAAAGUUUAAUACGUUUAGAAGAAAUUCCAGGAGAAUAUUUUUUAAAUUAAUUAAUUCAUUUUCUUUUUAACAUCUACAUCCAAGUUAGCAUCUAGUGCAACAAUGACUUCAGGAGUGGAUUCCUCAGUGG